UGCCCGAAUAGGAGGACUAUCACCAGCGGCACCCGGCGCCUGCACCUGACCACAUAUGCAACACAUGCAGGGCCCUCGAAGGGAGAGAAGGACUCGAUGCACAUAAUCUUCCGUGCCGGCGUGUCCCCAUAUGUCGAUCCGAAUCUGUCUUCAUGAAACCACGACCUUCCGGUUUUUGGUCCUCUGUGCAUCCAGCGAGUUGUAGUACGAGUACCGGCGGUGAAACAGUCAUCAUCAUUAUUGUCAUCAUUAUUAUCAUUGCUACCAUCGUUAAGUACCAAAGGAAAAAUAAGGCAAAAAGGCUCACCGUUUGUACGUCCAUCCGUUAUACUCGACAUCCCGCGACCACAUCCACGACUGCAAAAUCUCGCAACAACAGCUCGACAAUUAAUCAAGCAUGCGCACACACAUCUAGAAACUUCAAGUAUCUUUGUUAUGUCUUUUCUGUCUGUACAAUCUCAACCACGUCUACGCUCGUCCUACUCUCAAUCCUACUCUCUUCUCUGAGCGAGAAGGUCUCGUGUGCAUUGAUGCAUGCACUCGUUGCAUUGCCAUCGUGCGCAGUUCACUGUCCGUCCCCACCUCUCCCCUUCACCUUCUUGCCUUUGCGUCUUCGCGUCUUCCUGUAAGCUUUCCCUUUCUCUAUUCUCGAGUGCUGGGAUGAGAAAACAAGUAGGUGGGUAGAUGGGUGGGAGUAGCAUGGCGGGUGAUGUAUUCCAUAUCGUUU
Aaosphaeria arxii CBS 175.79 is the source of this 727-nucleotide messenger RNA. RefSeq lists its product as uncharacterized. Bases 153 to 629 code for a protein of 158 amino acids. NCBI's taxonomy places the organism in Eukaryota, Fungi, Ascomycota, Dothideomycetes, Pleosporales. The transcript has a single exon. The record is from RefSeq and is a predicted model, not a curated record.